Messenger RNA from Lichtheimia ornata, 498 nucleotides. RefSeq lists its product as uncharacterized. The transcript is spliced from 6 exons. NCBI's taxonomy places the organism in Eukaryota, Fungi, Mucoromycota, Mucoromycetes, Mucorales, Lichtheimiaceae. Bases 1 to 498 code for a protein of 165 amino acids. The record is from RefSeq and is a predicted model, not a curated record. Gene Ontology annotation, molecular function: carbon-sulfur lyase activity.
AUGGAUUUAAGAGGAUCGUGCCACUGUGGAGCAGUUACCUACUCCUUCAAAAGCCAUACACCUUCACCGUUUAUGCGUUGCUACUGCUCUAUUUGUCGCAAGACCAGCGGUGGAGGAGGAUUUGCUAUCAAUAUCAUGGGCUUGAAAAACACUUUGACUGUGGAGGGUGAAGAAAACUUGCGAGAAUACCGUGCCCUGAGAGAUAAGAAAACAAAAGAACUAUGUGGAAACAUCCGCUAUUUUUGUGGGCAAUGUGGAUGCCAUUUGUACGCUUAUGAUAAGAGCUAUGCAGAUUACAUUUAUCCUCUUGCUUGCUCCAUCGACACGCCGCUCCCGUAUGUGGAUUACAAUGACGUGUAUCACAUCAUGCUGAACGACGAGUCCAAAGCGAACUGGGCUAUUGCUCCAAGUCCGGAUCCAUCGAGACACGCUUUUGCCGUGUAUCCAGAUGUCUCUCUUGAGCAAUGGCAUAAGGAUAACAAAAGAUUCCUUGCGUAA